Messenger RNA from Aureococcus anophagefferens, 600 nucleotides. RefSeq lists its product as hypothetical. The annotation marks the transcript as partial. The transcript has a single exon. The record is from RefSeq and is a predicted model, not a curated record. Lineage: Eukaryota; Pelagophyceae; Pelagomonadales; Pelagomonadaceae.
AUGCUCCGCAUCUACGGCGACUUCCGCAUCACCUACCCCGUGAAGCUGUCGCGCGCGGAGCGCGACGCGGGCCUCGAGGUGCCUCCCGAGGUCUACGAGGGCCAGAUCGUCGACGGCAAGCGCCACGGCGUCGGCGAGUACGACUACGCCGACGGGUCCCACUACGGCGGCGAGUGGUUCAUGGACCAGCGCCAGGGCUACGGGCGCCUCGGCGCGCCGGACGGGUCCACGUACGACGGCGAGUGGGACCGCGGCCGCAUCCACGGCUACGGCACCUGGAAGUGGGCCGACGGGUCGUCCUACACGGGCGAGACCUUCGAGGGCAUCCGCACGGGCAAGGGCUGCUACAUCUCCUCGAAGCACGACGUCUACAUCGGCGACUUCAAGGACGGCCAGCUCGAGGGCAGCGGCGUCUUCGCGUACCACGACGGCAGCCGCUUCGAGGGCCACUUCAAGCGGAACCAGCGCCACGGUCUCGGCGUCUUCACGGACGUCUUCGGCGUCAAGUUCAUCGGCGACUACAUCGAGAACCAGCGCCACGGCGAGUUCGUGGUUCGGCGGCCCGUCAAGGUCGAGGACGACGGCAUGUACCAGCAGUCC